CUUCCUCAACGGCCUUGUUAGUGUUCAGCUAAUGAGAACAGCCUCAAGUUGAGGAAACUGUGGCUGGAGCGAGGCCGUUCUGCUCUCCGUCAGCCUCCUGCUGAUGGGUGGCUGCUGAGCCUGUGCAGGGCAGAGCAUCUGGUGGGAGAGGACCCGGCCUGACCCCUCUGUCUUGUGGGGAUGUUGGGGCAAGCACUUACCCUCACACUCCUUCUGCUCAUCAAGGGGCAUCGGGGCCAAGGUUCUGCUGAUCAUGUGGUUGGAAUCUCGGGAGAGCCUGUCUGGUUACGGUCCCCCAGCAUACAGAUAAGGACAUACUCUGUUAUAUGGAAGAUGAAGCCAUACUCAAAUUCAAGCUGUUAUUUCAUAUACUCUUGGAAGAAUGUUUCCAGCCAGAGCGAUGUAGGGAAGAGUUUGAAUUGGACUUCAAAUCAUUUCAACAAUAGACUGAGCUUUAUAAGAGAAAACUUAACUCUUCUCAUCAUGGCAGCUCAGCAGCAGGACAGUGGCCUCUACCUCCUGGAGGUCACUGAAGACACUGGGAAGGUUUGGAGACAUCAGUUCCAGGUUUCUGUAUUUGAUCGUGUUGAGAAGCCCCAGCUGGUGGAGAGGUGGAAGGUCCUGGACAGGGGGAUGUGCCAAGUGACUCUGUCCUGCUCAGUCUCCAGAGGCGGUGAUGUGAGCUAUGCUUGGUAUAAAGGGACUGAGCUGAUUCAGACACCCAGGAACCUCACCAAACUGGAGGAGCAGAUUGAUGUCAGUGGUUUGCACACAUACACCUGCAAUGUCAGCAACCCUGUCAGCUGGGCAAACCACACCCUCCAACUCACACAGGGCUGUCUGAAUGCCUACUCGAAUUUCAUCUUUCUGUCCACUUUGGUGAGCAUCAUGAUUCUCCUAACGGCAUUGUUCCUGGGCGCCCUCACCUGCUUCUAUGUGCGGAGGUGGAAGAGGAAGCAGUCACAGACCAGACCAGAGGAAUUUCUGACGAUCUACGAAGAUGUCAACAACGUGCAAACCAGGAGAAAUCAAGAGCAGAAUUCCCCUGGAGAAGGGAGAAGCAUCUACUCCAUGAUCCAGUCCCAGUCUUCUGCUUCCACAUCACAAGAUAACGCACAUACAUUGUAUUCAUUAGUACAGUCUUCCUGGAAGUCUGGAUCCAAGAAGACGAACCGCAACACUUCCGUCAAUAAAACUAUCUAUGAAGAGGUGGGAAAGAGAGCACCCAAAGCUGAGAACCUGGCUCGACUGAGCCUCAGGGAGCUGGAGAACUUCUGUGUAUAUUCCUAGUUGCCGCAGCUGUUCUCAUCUUCCUUACAGUCCAGCUUCUGUUGCAAUGGAUGACACCACAUGACUCUCUGCAGAGCAGUUCCUAGUCUGGAGAGGAUAUGAGAGUUUGUGCAUGGUCUAUAUUUUGUUUUGAAAAAAUGAUUGCUAACAGCCAUUAUAGGAGCAACGCUGUUAAAUACUAUCUCAACUCACAGACUGGACAAGAAUGAGUAGAGAUAUUGGGUAGUUUCCAAAAACAGACUCAGCAAUCCAAGUACUGGUAAUCUUUCAAGUGCGAUGUAAAUGUACGGUGGUGUUAUUAUUAGCAUUAAGAUUCCCUUCCGCUGGUUUUCUAAUCUAUGACUUGUCUUCCUUCCUCCCUAAUCAGGGAUGACCACGUUUUUAGACCCUUCCCUUGCCCAGGCCCAUCUUCCAAAGAGGAAGGAAAGAUAAUGGGGAUACAGAGGAAAAGAAACAGCCCCCUCUGUGAGGGUGGAAUAACUAGCUGUAAGCCAGCUGGCAGGUUCUCCAAGGGGGCCAUGCCUGGGCUUUGGUCACAAAAGGGUGUAGGCAGGAGCGAGGGUAGAUGGUGCAAAGCAAGCCCAUCUCUGAGUGGAAAAAUCACGCAGAGCCCACGCCAUCCUGAUAACCUGGCAGUGGGACCAGCUCUGUCUACAGAACGAGGUUUGACUUACAAAAACACAUUAUUAGACAUCUAUUCCGGUCUCUUCACAGUUACAAACUAUAUUGUAUUUAAGUUCUGAGUCCUGAUGUUCCCCACGGCACAUGCUGGAGGGAGGGCUCAGACAGCUGAGCAACUGGGAACCAGGCACCUUGCUGGGCCCCCCUGAGUCUUCAGGCCAGACCCUUCCACAAGGCUGUGGAGAGCAGGCUGAGACUCUGGCCAAGCCCAGGAAAGAGUAAACUGGAAGAGGGCCUACUCAGGGACCCCCAACAGGUGACACUGCAUGGAGCCUGUUCUUCAAUUGCCCCACUCUGUAUAUAAGGUAUGAAUUUAAUAUAGAACUGUGUUGUUAUUUAGAGGCAGUCUAAAUUUCUUUCCUGAAUUAAAUGUCUGGGUCUCCUCCCUAUUCUGUACUUUUCUUCUCUAUAGCAGCCAAAGGGCACACGUGGGCCAUCAAUAAACACGUCUGUUCAACUCC
Orcinus orca (killer whale) is the source of this 2432-nucleotide messenger RNA. It is a transcript of the gene CD244, whose product is annotated as CD244 molecule. Gene Ontology annotation, cellular component: external side of plasma membrane. The transcript has 9 exons. NCBI's taxonomy places the organism in Eukaryota, Metazoa, Chordata, Mammalia, Artiodactyla, Delphinidae. Gene Ontology annotation, biological process: natural killer cell activation involved in immune response. The record is from RefSeq and is a predicted model, not a curated record. Gene Ontology annotation, molecular function: MHC class I protein binding. The coding region runs from base 181 to 1290 and encodes 369 amino acids.